AUGCUGUCUUCUCUUUGGUCUCUACUGGCUAUUACUGCCCUCACUGCAGCUGCACCAGCCCACGUCUCAUCCGGUGUACUGAAUCAACUUACUCUGUUCGCCGAAUACGCCGCUGCCUCAUACUGCGCAAACAAUAUCAACUCGACAGGCGGCUUACUGACCUGCGCCGAGGGAAACUGUCCAGCGGUGCAGUCUGCGGGGGCCACCUCCCUCUACGAAUUCGAAGACUCAACCGAAUGGGGCGAUGUAGCCGGGUUCCUCAGCGUCGACGACACGAACAAGCUUCUCGUAGUCUCUUUCCGAGGCAGCCGCAGCUUGAGCACCUGGAUAGCCAAUCUUGACUAUGGCUUGACCGAUGUCAGUGACCUAUGUGACGGCUGCGAGGCACACGGCGGAUUCUGGAAAUCCUGGAACUCCGUUGCCGACGACCUCACCGCGCAGAUUGACGCCGCGAGGAAGACUUAUAGUGGAUACACGUUAGUAAUGACCGGGCACAGCUUCGGAGCAGCCGUCGCAGCAUUGGGAGGAACUGCCUUGCGCAACGCAGGAUAUGAUCUGGACAUCUAUAACUUUGGCCAGCCUCGGGUGGGCAAUGAAGCUCUCUCAGCGUAUAUGACCGAUCAAGGUAGUCUCUGGCGAGUUACACAUACGAAUGAUAUCGUGCCUCGACUUCCUCCUACAUCAUUUGGGUUUAGCCAUGCUAGUCCCGAGUACUGGAUCACCAGUGGGAAUGAUGUGACGGUGACCACGUCAGAUGUGGAGGAGAUCAGUGGGAUUGAUUCGAAGGCAGGCAAUGCUGGGCAGGCCAUUACGGAAGUUGAGCCGCAUAAUUGGUAUAUUGUGAAUAUUGAUGGAUGCCAAUGA
This is a messenger RNA of Penicillium cosmopolitanum, 864 nucleotides long. Its product is annotated as lipase family protein. The coding region runs from base 1 to 864 and encodes 287 amino acids. Gene Ontology annotation, biological process: lipid catabolic process. The transcript has 4 exons. Lineage: Eukaryota; Fungi; Ascomycota; Eurotiomycetes; Eurotiales; Aspergillaceae. The record is from RefSeq and is a predicted model, not a curated record.